UUUUUUCUAAAGAUACUUUUAAAAGGGGGUAUAUGUAAGUUAUUAAAGUACAAUUUCUAAUAUUGAAUAAGAUUUCCUAAAACAGUAGACUAUACAGGAGAAUAUAUUGAGGUAUCUGGAUGAACACAAAACAUUACACACAGGAGUAAAACAAUGUACAUGAAUAAUGACACAUACAGUCCAUAUGGAAAUAUAAUAACAAAAGAGUUUAUUAUAAAGAUAAAUAGUAGUUACUAACAUUUUAAAGAGGAUAUAUAAAAUUUCUAUCUAAAAUGUCAGAAAAUGCAUAUUUUGAAAAACAAAGAGAUUUGUUGCUUCAAGAAAUUGGAGUAUCUAUGGAAUCUGUUGUAUAUAAUCUUGAUACACUUAAUAGAUCAUUAGCAGGACUGGUGGCAGUAGGUAAAGAAUUUGAAGAUGUAGCAAGACUUUGGUCACAUUUUUAUGAUGGAUCUAAUGAACUUAAGAGGAAACAAGAAGAAAAUAGUAAAAAGGAAAAUGAAGAAGGUAAACAAAGUGAAGAUGGUGAAGUUGAAGAAGAUGAAGAAGUAAAGACUCCUUAAUUUCAAUAGAGUGACUAAAAAAGAAAAUAAAUGUUGGAUGUAAAUAUAUUUGUUACAUUUCUAAGAAGAGAAAUUAACAACAGAUUAAUAGUCAUGGCUAUAUUCUCAUAAUUAUUGCCACUUCUACAGAGACAUUGAGCUGAGAAUGAUUAAUCAACAGGAUGUAUAAUAAAAUAAGACCAUAGAUAGAGAAAUCAGUCUACAAAGUUCUUACGAGUUAGUUACAGGGCCCUCGUUUAUAUAUGAC
[Candida] anglica is the source of this 807-nucleotide messenger RNA. The record is from the annotation of a GenBank genome assembly. NCBI's taxonomy places the organism in Eukaryota, Fungi, Ascomycota, Pichiomycetes, Serinales, Debaryomycetaceae.